ACUUUUUUUUUUCAUCAAAAUUUGUUUAAUUUGCUGGCAUGAAACAGUAGACAGUGCAUAUGUUUGAUUUAAUUAUCUAUAAAAUAUUUCCCUCACAAGAUCUUCAGAACAAUGCGUGCGCGUUCCGGUGCUCUUCUGCAAAAAGAACCAAGAUGUAUAAACGUAUAAACCACAAGCUUGUUACUUUCAUUCCUUUUCUUCUUCCCAUUCUUUUUAACCUCUUUUCGAUGGUGGCAUAGCUCAGAAGAGACUAGCUCAUGGUAAUGACAGAUGUGGACACGGGCGGAGUUCAGAGCUGUGAAAACUACACAACUGUUAGCUCGAGUCUCGAUUCUCGAGUCUGCACGCGCUUUAACCACAGUGAAGCGCUUUCUUCUUAAACGGCGUUUGCCUUCUUAUAUAUCAUACACUGGCAUCUUUUUUUGCUGGAUAAUGCAAACAACCCAUAAUCUUUUUGAAACGCAGAGUUGCUGCCACCAGCAUUAGAAAUAACGACAGAAGACUCUGAGGAAAAGUAGGCUGCUUUUUGCGCGAGAGCUUCGAGAGGGUGUGGGAGACGAGGUACUCCCAUCUCCAUGGCCUAUACUCUGGCCUCGGGCCCUGACGUGGGUCCUGCCAUUGGGCCCCAGCACUGUGUAACAAAGGUAGAGCUCUCCGUUUGCGGCUCCAACCUGCUAGACCGCGACGUGGCAUCCAAGUCUGACCCCUUCUGUGUUCUUUUCCAUGAUGUGGAUGGCAACUGGGUGGAGCUGGCUCGAACAGAGACUGCCGUGAACAACCUGAAUCCAGUAUUUGGAGUAAAAUUCCAAGUGGAUUACCACUUUGAAGAGGUCCAGAAGCUCAAGUUUGCCAUGUUUGAUGAGGACAAAUGCAGCAGCCAGCUUUACGAACACGACUUUUUGGGCGAAUUCACCUGCACACUGGGAGUGAUUGUGUCAAAUAAGAAGCUACAUCGACCACUGAUUCUGGCUAAUGGCAAGCCAGCAGGGAAGGGGGCCAUCACAAUAGCAGCCCAGGAGUUAUCAGACAACAGAAUAAUCACCCUAAACAUGUGUGGGAGGAAGCUGGAUAAAAAGGACUUUUUCGGUAAAUCAGAUCCCUAUUUAGAAUUCCACAAACAAGGGGAUGAUGGGAAAUGGAUGAUGGUUCACAGAACAGAGGUUAUUAAGAACACUUUGGAUCCUGUAUGGAAGCCUUUCACAGUGCCUCUAAUCUCACUUUGUAAUGGAGAUGUGGACAGAAACAUCAAGGUGCUGUGCUACGAUUACGACAAUGAUGGAGGCCAUGACUUCAUCGGCGAGUUUCAGACCACUGUUAACAAGAUGAGUGAAGCACAGAACGGAGUGGAGGUUGAGUUUGAAUGCAUUAAUCCUAAAAAACAGAAGAAAAAGAGCUACAAAAACUCUGGAGUCAUAAUAAUGAAGUCAUGCAAGAUUACGAGAGACUACUCCUUCCUGGACUACAUUCUGGGUGGCUGUCAGCUCAUGUUUACUGUUGGCAUCGAUUUCACUGCGUCCAAUGGCAACCCCAGGGAGCCGUCGUCUCUGCAUUAUAUCAACCCAAUGGGCAGCAACGAAUAUCUGUCUGCCAUCUGGGCUGUAGGCCAGAUCAUCCAAGACUAUGAUACGGACAAAAUGUUUCCUGCACUUGGAUUUGGGGCUCAACUCCCACCCGACUGGAAGGUAUCCCAUGAAUUUGCAAUCAACUUUAACCCCACCAACCCUUUUUGCUCAGGUGUGGAGGGGAUCGUUCAAGCUUAUUCCAACUGCCUGCCUCACAUCCGCUUCUAUGGACCAACUAACUUUGCCCCCAUCAUCAACCACGUGGCCCGCUUCGCUACCCAGGCCCUCCAACAGGACACUGCAGCACAAUACUUCACGCUACUGAUCAUUACUGACGGUGUGAUCAGUGACAUGGACGAGACACGUCACGCUAUAGUUCAAGCCGCCAAGCUGCCCAUGUCCAUCAUUAUCAUCGGGGUAGGCAACGCUGACUUCACCGCCAUGGAGUUUCUGGAUGGAGACAGCAGUGUGCUCAGAUCCUACACGGGAGAGGAGGCGGUCCGAGACAUCGUGCAGUUUGUCCCAUUCAGGGACUUUCGCAACGCUCCGAAGGAAACUUUAGCCAAAUCCGUAUUGGCAGAGCUGCCGCAACAGGUCACACAGUAUUUCAAACAGAGGAGCCUGUCGCCUAGCAACACAAUGCCGGAAUAAGCGCUGGAGGCCUGGAGUUCACACUGCAUGUUGCAAAAACCUGCUAACUGUUUACAGACCCCCCCUUGACCAAUUCAAUGAACAUAGUGCAUGUUUUUUUCUGUACAGAAGUGUUUUUAGUAAAUGUUUUUAUUUAUUGGUUUAUAUAUAGAUAGUAUAUAUAAUGACUUAUCGAUCUAAAUGCAACGGCCAUUUGUUUGUCUGUCACAAAAUAUGUAACAGUAUUCGGGCUGAAUGUAACUUUAUACUACCAUUUUCUGUGUUUUAAGAGAAGUGAAAGCUAAAGAGUACUUUAUGUAGUGAUUUGUAUUUAGUGCUAAUUGUAUGGUGCCAUGGUCAAGGUGGUGUUGUUGAUUUUGUACAGUUUUAUCGGUUGUUUAUGUUCCACUCAGGUCAAUAAAUUUCAUUUGAGAAAAUCA
Onychostoma macrolepis is the source of this 2632-nucleotide messenger RNA. RefSeq names its product copine II (gene cpne2). Gene Ontology annotation, cellular component: plasma membrane. Lineage: Eukaryota; Metazoa; Chordata; Actinopteri; Cypriniformes; Cyprinidae. Bases 576 to 2213 code for a protein of 545 amino acids. Gene Ontology annotation, biological process: cellular response to calcium ion. Gene Ontology annotation, molecular function: calcium-dependent phospholipid binding. The transcript has 16 exons. The record is from RefSeq and is a predicted model, not a curated record.